This is a messenger RNA of Fundulus heteroclitus (mummichog), 4389 nucleotides long. It is a transcript of the gene slc7a14a, whose product is annotated as solute carrier family 7 member 14a. Gene Ontology annotation, molecular function: amino acid transmembrane transporter activity. The record is from RefSeq and is a predicted model, not a curated record. Gene Ontology annotation, biological process: transmembrane transport; amino acid transport. Bases 451 to 2748 code for a protein of 765 amino acids. Lineage: Eukaryota; Metazoa; Chordata; Actinopteri; Cyprinodontiformes; Fundulidae. The transcript is spliced from 11 exons. Gene Ontology annotation, cellular component: plasma membrane.
CCCUCCAUCCUGCGCUGCCUCCCGCCGAUGCGCCGCGGAAGCAGCCCGGAGAUGCUGCUGCUGCUGCUGCUGAUGUUAGCGACCGACUGCAGCACCCGACAUGGGCAUCCUUUAAUCCGGCCGCGUCACACCUUUUCAGACUAGUGUUGGAGCAUAUCUUCAGCCUGGAUGCAGUUCCUGCUUUCAGGGUGUGCCACUGCGAUGGUGGGAGAGAUGCCAGUCUACAGCAGUGCUUAGGUAACUUUUUCUCUCAUCAUGUGGGUAAAACCUAACAAGGCUAUCCACUAGACUGUUGAGAGGAGCCACAGACAGCGGUAGAAGAUCAGGACCACUUCCAUCUCACGGAUGAAGGACAACAUAACUGGCUACAGAGAAGUUCCAGAACUCCAGUGGAAACAUUAAAGAACAACUGCCUUGCAGUCUUCUCGCUCUACUCUUCGCACCUUCAGGAUGAGCGGUCUGGUAGGGAAGCUGGACCCUCGCAGGGUGCAGUGGGGCUCGGCAUGGAACACCUUCACGUCCCGUGUGCUGAGGACCAAACCUGUGGAGUCCAUGCUGGAUUCAGCCGUGUCGGGCACCAGCUCACACGGCACCAGGCUGGCCCGCGUGUUGUCCACGGUGGACCUGGUGUCGCUUGGUGUGGGCAGCUGCGUCGGGACAGGGAUGUAUGUGGUCUCGGGGCUGGUUGCCAAGGAGAUGGCUGGCCCUGGGGUCAUUGUGUCCUUCAUUAUCGCUGCUGUGGCGUCCAUCCUUUCAGGAGUGUGUUAUGCAGAGUUUGGGGUGCGCGUCCCUAAGACCACAGGUUCGGCCUACACGUACAGCUACGUAACCGUGGGAGAGUGUGUGGCGUUUUUCAUCGGCUGGAACUUAAUCCUGGAGUAUCUGAUUGGCACGGCAGCGGGGGCAUCUGCUCUCAGCAGCAUGGCAGACUCUCUGGCCAAUCACAGCAUCAGCAACUUCAUGAUUUCACAUAUUGGCACGCUCAACGGCUUGGGUAAAGGGGAGCAGUCAUACCCAGAUCUGCUGGCGCUGCUCAUAGCAUUGCUGGUGACCGUGAUAGUGGCUUUGGGAGUGAAGAACUCCGUUGGCUUCAACAAUGCGCUGAACAUCAUCAACCUCAUCGUGUGGGUGUUCAUGAUGAUCGCUGGGCUGUUCUUUGUCAACGGAGAGAACUGGGAUGAAGGGAGAUUUCUGCCCUUUGGCUGGUCAGGGGUGAUGCAGGGUGCAGCAACCUGCUUUUAUGCCUUCAUUGGGUUUGACAUCAUCGCUACAACAGGAGAAGAGGCCAAAAGCCCCAACACCUCCAUCCCUUAUGCCAUCACUGCCUCACUCAUCACCUGCCUCACUGCCUAUGUCUCUGUCUCUGUGAUACUAACGCUGAUGGUCCCAUACAGUGAAAUCGAUGAAGACGCUCCGCUGAUGGAGAUGUUUUCCAUCCAUGGCUGUAUGUUUGCAAAGUACAUAGUUGCCGUGGGAUCGAUAGCUGGACUGACUGUUUCCCUCCUGGGGUCCCUGUUCCCCAUGCCAAGGGUCAUCUACGCAAUGGCAGGGGAUGGCCUCCUGUUUAAGUUCCUGGCCAGUGUUUCCUCAUACACAGAGACCCCUGCUGUGGCUUGUGUGGUGUCAGGAUUUCUGGCUGCCCUUUUGUCCCUUCUAGUCAGCCUCAGAGACCUCAUAGAGAUGAUGUCCAUAGGGACCUUGCUGGCUUAUACUCUAGUGAGCCUUUGCGUGCUGCUCUUACGUUACCAACCUGAGGGCGACAUCCAUGGCUUUGUGAACUUUCUCUCUGAGGAGCAGAGCAAGAAGAAAAAGGAAGGCAUUCUGGCUGAGUGCGAGAAAGAAGCUUGCUCUCCGACCAGCGAGGUCGACGAGUACGGAGGUCCGGCCACCAACACCUGCGGGGCCAAAAACCUGCCGUCGCUGGGUGACAACGAGAUGCUGAUCGGGAAACCCGAUAAAAAUGCGUACAGCGCCAGCCAUCCCAACUACGGCACGGUGGAUAUGACAACGGGCAUCGAAGCGGAGGAGUCGGAGGGAGGGAUGUCCCGGCGGCUCAAGAAGCUGAUCGGACCUCAUUACUAUACGUUGAGAAUCCGUCUUGGCCUCCCUGGCAAAAUGGACAGGCCAACUCCAGUCACAGGGAAAACCGUCACUGUGUGCGUGCUACUGCUGUUCAUCUUGUUCUUCGUUUUCUGCUCCUUCAUCAUUUUUGGAGCCAACUAUAUCACGGAUGGUCGUUGGUGGGCCUUGCUGCUGCUAAUCUUCCUCAUCAUCUUCAUUGCCCUGCUGAUCAUCAUCAUCCUCCAGCAGCCGGAGAACCCCAAGCGGCUGCCUUACAUGGCGCCCUGCGUGCCAUUCGUACCUGCUUCAGCCAUGCUGGUCAACAUCUACCUCAUGCUUAAGCUAUCGGCCAUCACCUGGAUUCGAUUUUCGAUCUGGUGCCUCGUUGGUGUGCUCAUCUACUUCGGCUACGGCAUGUGGAACAGCACUCUGGAGAUCACCGCCAGGGAAAACGAGGUGCACGCCUCCACCUACCAGCGCUACGAUCAAGGCGUGGACGAAGGCUUCCGCGGCUUCGACGACGAUUUCUAUCCGCCCACCACUGACACCUGGGGUGCACUCGAGGGGGAAUCAGGGGCGACCCCGCCUCCAAAGGCCAAAGCCGAAAGUGACGGGGUUGCAUCAAAAGGUGGAGGCAGAACCAUUGCUAACAAUGGCCUUGCGGAGGAGGACCCGAUGGAUUUCUGAAGGGACUGACUUCUGUGUUACAUUGAAUGUACUGCCUUGUCUGCUGCGUGGGGGGGAGGGAGGGGGACCAUGUGUGAGUGCAUGACUGAUAGCGGCUGUGUGAGUGUGUUUGCAUGCUUGCACGAGUGUGUAUUUGUUUUAUGUGUACGAACCCUUGGGCUAGAUUGUUUUUUUUUUUGUUUUUUGUUUUUUGGGGGGGGGGACAGAACAGUUUGUCUUUUACCAUACUCGACUACGCUUGGCAUGCCGCCCCUACACAAAUGCGGACAUAAAUGUCUUCACACUCUCACGGAUUCAGGCUCUUUAACCAAGUUCCCAAACAAAGGGAGGCAUGUGAGAAAAAAAAGUGUGAACAGCGCGAGAGAUAAGACACAAUGUGUUUUUGUGAUGAAGCGGAGAAAUGAUAUGCUGUACUGAGCGACUUUUAACUGUUUAGUCAAGAAGUUUGGCACAGGAGAGAAAAGGGUGAUGGGCAACAGACAGAUGAGUCAGCAGCUGUCUUCCUGUUCCAGCACAGGCAGACAGACAGGAAAGGUUAAUGACAGUAUGAUAAAUAAUGACUUCCUAUGGCAAAGUCUGACUUUGUCUGGCAAAAACCUUUUGCACAGAAAUCUGGACAAACCUGAUCUUAGCAUCUAGCCUGAGGGGUUUCGCCUGGGAUUUGGGGGUAAAGGGUGUCGACGUUUUCUGUGAUAACUAGUACUUGGACUUUGCUUGUAAUAGUGCCUUCAUCCACUGUGUGUGUUUUUCUGGUCGUGUCUGUUCUCUACUUUGAUUUAGCCCGUGUGUGCGUGUUUGUGGUACUGUGCCUUGCAAAAGUAUUCAAAUAAUCUAAGCUUUUUUUUCAUAUUUGGUCAUAUUCCAGCGAUAUACUUCAAUCUAUUUUAUUGGGUUUUGUGUGAGAGAUCAACACAAAGCAAAGUUUGUAUUCAAGCCACUCCAUUGUAACUCUGGUUGGGCAUUUAGAUUGUGAACCUCUUCCCCUCGGGCACACAUCUGCUUGUCGAAAGAUUUCCUGCAGGUUUCCUGUAUUUAACUCCACCGCCCUUCCUUUCAAUGCUUUCCAGCCUCUAUGCUGUACUGAAGAAAACCAUUCCCACAGCAUUAUGCUGCCACAGUAAUCCUUCGCCACUGGAUGUUGGAGGUUGGAGGGGGGAUGGGGUACCAUAAUGCACAAGAUGGCAGUUUGCAGAAUGGCCAAAAUCGUUAAUUUUGGUCUUUGCUGAGUAGAACCACCUUCUUCCAUGUGGUUGGCGUGUCCCCAGCAAGGUUGCCGGAAAACUCCAAUUUGGACUACUUACUCCUCACUUUAAUACAAACAGCAUGUUCUUACCCCUCUUCCAUAAAGGCCAUAUUUGUGAAGGGCAUCGCUAAUAGUUGUCAUGUGAAUAGAUCCUACUAUCUGAGUCGUUGAUCUGUGCAGCUUCUCCUAAGUUUCUGCAGGCACAUCGGCUGCUUCCCUGAUUAAUACUCCCUAGUUUAGAUGGUAGGCCAUGUCCUCAUAGGUUUGCUGUUGUGUCACACUCUUCCCAUUUUUGAAUGAUGGAACAGUGCUUUGUAAUCUUAAAAUGAUUGAGCUAUUUUUGACCUGACCCUGCUUUAAUCUUUGCUACAGCUUUAUCUCGGGUCUGCCUGGUUUUU